Musa acuminata AAA Group (dessert banana) is the source of this 957-nucleotide messenger RNA. RefSeq lists its product as uncharacterized. The transcript has 5 exons. NCBI's taxonomy places the organism in Eukaryota, Viridiplantae, Streptophyta, Magnoliopsida, Zingiberales, Musaceae. The record is from RefSeq and is a predicted model, not a curated record. Gene Ontology annotation, cellular component: chromosome, centromeric region; nucleus. Gene Ontology annotation, biological process: meiotic sister chromatid segregation; maintenance of meiotic sister chromatid cohesion. Bases 333 to 758 code for a protein of 141 amino acids.
AGGUUGAAGCAAAUGCAACUCAACUUGCUAAUGACAAGAAAAUCUGUAGUCCCAAUAAGAAGCACGAGUUAAAACAACAGGCUUUAGGCCCUACCACUUUGGUUCAUCAAGUGGCAUCAGAGGGAAAGGUUGAUGGUAGAAGAAGGAGGUCCUUACGAACAAAAUCCAGUGGCUUGAAGUCUGAAUCAUGUGAAUUUGUGAAUGACCUGCUCAAAAGAGAUGAUGGCGGAUCUCCAGUGACCCAUCAAGUGGGCCUAGAGGAAAAGGUUGUGGGAAGAAGAAGUUCCUUCCGAACAAGAUCCUGUAGUUUGAAAUCUGAAUCACAUGAAUCUAUGGAGUUGCACAAGAUUGAUGAUGCCAUACUUCCAGUGACUUGUCAGGUGCCAUCAGAGGAAAAGAUUGAUGGAAGAAGCAUAAAAUCCUUGUGGAGGAGAUCCAGUUAUUUAAAGUCUGAAUCAUGUGAGCCUUCGGAGGACUCAAUCAAGAUGGAGGAUGCCAAAUUUUUAGUUUAUACGAUCAAGAAUGAAAAUUUGCAUGUAGAAGCUAUUGCUCAUGGAGAUUUUUCUACUUCUUCCAUAACAAAUGUUUUUGUUGAACGAGUAAAGAAUGAGAGGCAGAAUUCAAUUGGGUCUUCAGAACUCGGGAAUCAGGAGUGCCAAAGAAGAUCCUCUGUUGGAAGGCCAUUGCAGAAGGAGGCUGAGAAGGUUGGUUCUUACAAGGAAAUGAAUCUGAAUGUAAAAAUGCGAAGAUCAAAGUAAGAUUCUGGGUUCUCUGCUUACAUCACUAAAAUUUCAGAUGGUGCUAGCUGAGAGCUGCUCACAUUCUUGGAUCCACUUAAUAUAUCUGCUAGAUGAGAGCCUUGACAUGCCAAUGUUUUCUAUGUUCUUGAUAUUUUGUGAUGACAUGGUGAAAUGUAUUACUGUAUUGUAAGAUUAAUUAGUAGGAACCCAUAGCUUA